Molecule: messenger RNA, 2406 nt
Organism: Clonostachys solani
Lineage: Eukaryota; Fungi; Ascomycota; Sordariomycetes; Hypocreales; Bionectriaceae
Source: the annotation of a GenBank genome assembly
AUGGAGGUAGACAGCAACCUCCAGGGAAACCACGAGGAUCCAAAUGGGAGUACCGCGGAAGCGUCCCUGGCAUGCAAUUGCUGCCGUCGGCGAAAGUUGCGCUGCUCUCGGGAGGUUCCGACAUGUCAGCAUUGCCGCAAGACAGCGACUGAGUGUGUUUAUGAAGCCAAGCGUGCCAAGCCGGGAAUGAAAACCGGUGCCAUUGACAACUUGCAUCGUAGACUUGAUGCUUUGGAGAAACUGGUUCACCAGAAGAGCAUCAGCGAUGCAGAGCGCACCAGGUCUCAGUCUGCCCCAUCUCAGAGUGACACUGAUGCCAGUCCUUAUCACUUACUGUCAUUCUUCACUAAAGAGUUUCAAAAGUUUAUUGAAAGUCGAGAACAAGCACCUGGAUCUCCGCCUCUCCAACCUCCCGCAUCAGUAAAUAGCGGAGGCAAGCGUCGUCGAUUAGACCGUGAUCUAUCUUAUCAUGCCGGACUCGGUGUUGAAAGUGCACGAACGCACACAGACGACGAGCUGCAGCCCAUUCUUGAUGCAUAUUUUACACAUCUACACCCGUGGAUCCCAAUGAUUCACGAAGCUAAAUUUCGUCAAAGGCUUUCCGAUGACGAUGAACAUCUACAAAUAAUUAUCCAGGCUAUGGUUCUGGCGACGACUAAGUACAUCAAGGAUCCUGAAGUAGCUGCAAGCUUUCUGCCUUCCCACUCCCAGAUGCAGCAGCUGAGGGACAGCAUUGUUGCCACUGCAAUGAGGCAGCUGACUGUUGAGAAUUCGCAAGCUCUUCUCAUUGUCGCCUUUAAUGACAUUGGUUGUGGUCUUGCUGCUCAGGCAUGGUCCAUCGUUGGUGCACUGACCCGCAACGUUGAGUACCUUCAGUUGGCAACAGAGAAUGAUGAAACCGACAGGCUGCGUCUGUCUCAGCCCUUUGCAUCUCUAUCUCCCCCCAGAGACUGGACGGAAGCUGAAGAAAGGCGAAGGGUAUUUUGGAAUGUUUUCAAUCUUGACCGUCUUUGCUCUGUGAUGACGGGAUGGAACACGAGUCUCACCUCUGACGAUGUCAACCGCCGCUUACCAUGCGAUGGUAUCAAGUGGCGGAAGGAAGAUGCCGUUGUUACGCCUUACUUUGGGAUUUGGGAUAAGUCUGCCGGCAGGAUCGGGAACCCUCUCCUACUGCUCCCUCCGUACUAUCCCGCUACUGGAUCUCAGCCUGCCGAUCAACCUUCCCAGACACCGUCUGACACUGGAACAUCUCCCGGAGGGCCUGCUGAACUUGUCGAUAUGUCUACAGUAGGGGCAUUUGCAUACUCAAUAGAAGCAACCGAGUCUCUGAGUCGAGUCACAACCUACUUUCUGCAACAAAGGGUCAACAUGCACGACCCGAAAGAUCUUAGCAGUUGGCUUACCCGGUUCAAGGAGCUGGACCUUCGUCUUAUUCACUGGAAGAUGCUUCUUCCUCAUAAAUGGAAGGUUGACGUAACACGUCAGCACUCUAGAAUGGAUCCUAACCUCACAUUGGCGCAUGUUACACACAACGCCUCUAUGAUCCUCCUGCAUCAACUGAUCGCCUUUCCGCUCUCUCACUGGCCAUUCAAAAACCGUCUGCCCAGCCUUUGCAGCGCGGAUACAUGCCACGCAGCUGCAGUCGAGAUUUCUAUUAUCGCGGAGAAUUACCUCAAAAAUGCCCCUGCAGCGGUUCCGGUUUCCAGCCAGUUUGCCUUCUGUCUGUAUGUCGCUUCGCGAGCACUUCUACUGCACUCAAGGCACAGCAAGGGCUCUGGCCUUGCGCCGCAGUUUUGGUCGUUGGUAGACAGCCUGAAGGCCAUGGCCCGACGAUGGGUUGGACCAAAUGCCGUAGAUACAGAUCCCUCCCAGGCGACUAGUAUCGCCGAAAAGUAUGCCCAGAAGUUGACUGAUAUGUAUUCCGGCAUUACCAAGGAUCCCUACUUUCAGCUCUCUGUUCUAGGAUACACCAAUGAAAUUGAUCACUCGUCCCCAUUGCCCGUGUCGCCGAUGGGUAGAGUUCAACUUCAGGACCAAGAGAAAAGUUACCAAUCGUCUAGCUCGCAGCCGCUAGAUUUCACAUACUCAAUGGAGAAUAUCGAAAGCCUCGAUGCAGCCCAUACGCGUGGGACAUCCACAGAAAGGGCGAGAAGGAGGAGGAAUCAACCACAAAGAUUGCAGCAUCAAGAUGGACCUGUCGCUACCGAAUUGGCGGGUGAUCCCAUCCGGCUAUCGAUUCAAUCAACUGUGGGAGCAGGCGAGAUACAGCCGGUUGAACAACCCCAUCCGUACACUGGAGGAAGCGUUGAUCUUGGUUCUAUCUCUCAACUGCUCCUCGAUCAGCAAUUCAUGGAUAUGGACCGGAUCAUAAGUUACGAUGAUGGGAUGUUCGGAGCUGAGUAUUAG